Messenger RNA from Acaulospora colombiana, 418 nucleotides. The record is from the annotation of a GenBank genome assembly. NCBI's taxonomy places the organism in Eukaryota, Fungi, Glomeromycota, Glomeromycetes, Diversisporales, Acaulosporaceae.
AUGGCUUCGUCGUCGCUCGUUGUCCCUUUGGCACUUUGGAACCGACUACCCACGGCACCAGUAACAGUCGUGGUUUACAGAGAAGGACAUGUUGUGACAGGUCUAAAAGACGGACACAUUUGGAUAUACCGUUGUACGGUGAAUGACAAAGGUGAUCUUCAGUUACAACAUAAAGUUUUAUGCAUUGGCCACAAAUCAACCAUCACAGCUUUGACCAUUAUUGAGGGAUCAAUUGAUGGUUGCGCCGGAAACAAUUACAUAUUGUUAAGUGCCUCUGAGGAUGGGUGGCCGACGAAAUUUAUUCUUUGUACCGGAUUCCUAAAUGAGAUUACGAUAUUGAAUUGCGCGACUUUGGAGGUUGUACGAAUCUGGGCUGGUCAUAAUGAUUGGGUUACGUGCACUCCAUUUUACGAUUCGG